GAGCAAUUAGACCGUGGCUUUUUGAAGUCUGCAGAAAGUGAACCGCGCUGUGUGGUUCAUCACAACGACGACGCGACUCAUCCUCUACCAAACGCAACGGACACUCAACAACGCGGUAACAACAAGGACCAGUAUCAAGUAUGGCAGGGACAGAGGACCUUCAGGCUGCUCUCGAAAAGAAUCAGAAUGCACUUCAGGACAUCGAACACAUGAUCACCUCUCUGAAUGAUGUGCGCUCGUCUGUUCACCAUGUGUUUCAUAUCCUGCAAGGACGUACAGAACUUGAAUCAGGAGCCGCGUUUCGGGAACAUGCAAGAUUCACAUACAGUGCUUUAGAAUGCCUUGCAAAACUGGCCAUUGGCUCGGACGGUGUUUUGAACGACAUUCAGGCAGUCGAACUUCCCAAGCUCCAGGGACCAUCGCCAAUAUCACUCGAAACCAAGCAAAAAGAGGCACAGCAAGGGGAAAAAACAAUCACAGGGUUGAGACGGGUAUUACCUGGGGAGACUGGCGGAACAAUAGUCGAACAGAAGAGUCAGGAGUAUCACAAUUUGUCGAUAGAUGACACGCUCCGAUGGUUCAGCAGGGCAACAAAGAAGUCUGGGAGAAAAGUCCAUGCAUCACGGCAGGAUAGUCAGCCAUCUAUGCCUUUCUCGACAGUUAAGAUCAGCGUUUCGGGAGUGAUGCACGCAUAUAUUGUCAUGGAGACCAACGGGAAAGGACGGUGCACAUCUGUAUCUCGACUAAUCGUCUUUGGGACGGGAGAAGAGAACUCUAUUUGGGAGGACUCAAGUCAUCUCGUGUUCAAGAAGAUCACCCAGAUCGCCGUAGGUGCGGUCGAUUACUUUACGGCGAAAGAGCCUCGAUCCCUUCUGGGGCUGACUCUGGAAUGGCUCUCAGCAUACUCCACAUUAUUUACAGCACCAUGUUCAGGGUGCGGAAAGCACCUGUUUUUCGACUCACAGCAAUUCAAGCACCUGCCACCAACACUGUACACCUAUGAUCAACCUACUAAACCUUUUCAUCCGCAGUGCCUGGCAUGAGAUCAAACCCCACACCUCAGUUUCAACCUAAU
Messenger RNA from Gamsiella multidivaricata, 1075 nucleotides. RefSeq names its product mediator complex subunit 27-domain-containing protein. Gene Ontology annotation, cellular component: mediator complex. Gene Ontology annotation, molecular function: transcription coactivator activity. NCBI's taxonomy places the organism in Eukaryota, Fungi, Mortierellomycota, Mortierellomycetes, Mortierellales, Mortierellaceae. The record is from RefSeq and is a predicted model, not a curated record. Gene Ontology annotation, biological process: regulation of transcription by RNA polymerase II. The transcript is spliced from 10 exons. The coding region runs from base 141 to 1043 and encodes 300 amino acids.